This is a messenger RNA of Chanos chanos (milkfish), 933 nucleotides long. It is a transcript of the gene hoxa13a, whose product is annotated as homeobox A13a. The record is from RefSeq and is a predicted model, not a curated record. The coding region runs from base 1 to 933 and encodes 310 amino acids. Gene Ontology annotation, molecular function: DNA binding; DNA-binding transcription factor activity, RNA polymerase II-specific. NCBI's taxonomy places the organism in Eukaryota, Metazoa, Chordata, Actinopteri, Gonorynchiformes, Chanidae. The transcript is spliced from 2 exons. Gene Ontology annotation, biological process: regulation of DNA-templated transcription.
AUGACAACGUCACUUCUCCUCCGCCCGCGCUGGAUCGACCCGGUUAUGUUCCUCUUCGAUAACGGCGUCGGCGCGGACGACGCGAACAAGAACAUGGAGGGUUUUACGGGUGGCAACUUUGCCGCGAGCCAGUGCAGGAACCUGAUGGCUCACCCAGCGUCCCUCGCACCCAGUGCUGCCUACUCUUCGGGAGAGGUAGCCGCUGUGGACUCGGGUGAAGCCGGAAAACAGUGCAGUCCGUGUUCGGCAGCUCAAGGUUCGGCCAGUGCCUCGCUUCCCUAUGGGUACUUCAGUGGCGGUGGAUACUAUCCCUGUCGGAUGUCCCACCAUCACGGGGAUGGCGGUGGGGUAAAGUCGUGUGCACAAUCUCCCACCUCUGUUUCUCCUUACGGGGAAAAAUACAUGGACACGUCCGCCUCUUCAGGCGAGGACUAUGCCACCUCACGAGCCAAGGAGUUUGCAUUCUACCCAAGUUACGCCUCGAGCCCGUACCAACCAGUGCCUAGUUACCUGGAUGUGUCCGUCAUGCAGGCGAUGAGCGGGCCUGUGGAACCCCGGCACGAGCCCCUGUUGCCUGUAGAAAGUUACCAGCCAUGGGCAAUCACAACCAACAGCUGGAACAGUCAGGUCUACUGCGCCAAGGAGCAGUCACAGAGCGGACACAUGUGGAAGUCGUCCAUACCAGACGCUGUGUCUCAUGCAGGAACGGAUGUUGGCUCGUUCCGCCGAGGGAGGAAAAAGCGCGUGCCAUACACCAAGAUGCAACUAAAAGAGCUGGAGCGAGAAUACGCCGCUAACAAAUUUAUCACUAAAGACAAACGCAGGAGGAUAUCCACACAAACAAACCUGUCCGAACGACAGGUCACUAUCUGGUUUCAGAACCGACGAGUCAAAGAGAAAAAGAUUGUCAGCAAAGUGAAAAAUAGCAGUUAG